GAGGCUGGACGGGUGUACAGGCGACACUAGAAGCGCAACGGCUGGCCGCGUGCGGUGAACCGCUGAUCGGAGUCCCGGGCUCUGGCAUGGGGCCUGGCUGGGUCCUGCUGCCGCCGGCUGGGCAGCGGCCGUCCAGGGUUUCAGACUCUGGCAUGCGGGCUGGCUUCCUGCUGCCACGGGUUGGGCAGCAGUCAUCGCCUUCAGCUACGGGAAGCCCGCUUGGUGGUGGUGACGGCCCAACCGCAGCUGCAGCAGUGUCAACAGGACUGGUACCGCCACCACAACCGUCGCGGCCUGCAGCUCCACCAGCUCGCAUGCCCAUGCCGCGACCGGAACAGGCCCCCACCACAGCUCCGGCACCAGCAGCACGCCUACAGUACCCGCCACCACCAGCACCGCCUGCUGACAACUCGGUACCGCCCCCGCCGCUGCCACAACAUGUACAGUCGCUCGCAACACAGGCCGCAGUGGCGCGCGGGCCCACACAGCCAGCAGUAUGGUUCGAGCACGACUUCUCCGAUUGGCAGCGCCUGCUGCAGAGCGUGCAGCGACAGCCCGGCCAACAGCAAAUCACAAGCAGCUGGCUCUUCAUGCCGCUAAUUGCCGACGCGCUACUUCCCGCGCACUCAGCCCAGGCGGCCUUCCCAUUCCAGCGCCCGCCGGACUGGAACCAGCUGACAGGUCCACUGCGCACCGGCUGCGCCACGCACGGCAUCACAGCGGAGCGCGUGCCGCUGGACGGGCCGUGGCACGCAACGGCCACCUGGCAAGAGUACGUGCUGAACACUGCGCUCAGCCUGGAGCUCAUUGAGACGCUGGCGGCACUAGCAGCAAGCUGCCAGUCUGGCGGCGGCUGGGUGGGGGUGCAAGCAACGCUUGCGGCACAGCAGGAGGCCAUGAUGGCAUAACAAAUGGGAAACCAUAUGAGCAGGGAUAGCUUGUGUGGAGCGAUUUGUCAUCGCCGGUAAGCGAAUUGAACUGGAAUUGAACUGAACGAAUGAUAGCUGUGAAGUGGAUGUACGAAUACACGUGGAAUGGCAGGUGACCAAUCCAAUUUGGUGUGAGCAAGCUAGUUGUGGAUUCAAAGUAUGAAUACACUCGUGUGGAGCGGCUUGUCACCGCCGGCGAGCAACAUUCAACAGACUGCAAUUGCUUGCGUUUUCUCCAUGUAUGGAAGAGCAAUGAAACUUUAAGAGUCACGUACCUGCAGUUACUUUAUAGCGUCUGGUCAGGUACAAGGCUAGGAUAAAGAACAAUGGCCUUGUGCUAUGAAGUGGUCAAGCAGCAAGCGGUAGUCCUUAAGGAUAGCUUGGGUGGAUGGAGCGACAUGUCACCGCCAGCAAGCAAAUUCAACUGAACGAAUGCUAGCUGUGAAGUGGAUGUGUAUACGCACGUGAAAUGACAGCUGACCAAUCCAAUUUAGUGUGAGCAAGCUAGCUGUGGAUUCAAAGUAUGAAUACACUUGUGUGGAGCGGUUUGAACAACGCCGGUGAACAACAUUCAAUAAGCUGCUCAUC
Molecule: messenger RNA, 1517 nt
Organism: Chlamydomonas reinhardtii
Lineage: Eukaryota; Viridiplantae; Chlorophyta; Chlorophyceae; Chlamydomonadales; Chlamydomonadaceae
Exons: 2
Coding region: 87-908 (273 amino acids)
Source: RefSeq, a predicted model, not a curated record